Pyricularia oryzae 70-15 is the source of this 1202-nucleotide messenger RNA. RefSeq lists its product as uncharacterized. The coding region runs from base 319 to 1035 and encodes 238 amino acids. NCBI's taxonomy places the organism in Eukaryota, Fungi, Ascomycota, Sordariomycetes, Magnaporthales, Pyriculariaceae. The transcript has 4 exons. The record is from RefSeq and is a predicted model, not a curated record.
GGCGGAUCUUGCACGAUUUCCAGGGCGAGCUUGCUCCGAAACAUAUACCGUGGAAGGCAGGUCAUGCAAAACAACAAACCAACCAAGAUAUCUAUCGUGGCUACCUACCUCCUACCCAAGUUUGUAGCGCGUUUUAUUUUUCCUGCCUGUUUAUAAGCUCUCAGGACGCUGUUACAGGGGCCUGACUUUUUUCUCCACUCAGCCUGUGGGUGACGCCUUGCUCAAACCUCAACCAAGCAUAGCCGCAUUCGCUGGGGCACGUUGGCAGAGUCUGACUGCUCAUUGGGACCUUUGCCGCGUGCAACAUAGCUAAGCCCCAUGCUCCGUCGUCGCCAACAGGCUGUGACGACAGCCGCUGCAGAUCCUCGCGACGCCCAUAAAAGAGCGAUGGAACCUGCUGCUACGGAACAAAGCGCGCUCCUCGCGGGCGACGGACCAGAGUCCAACGCAUCCGGCGAGCAGCAUCCGACCAACAUGACCUGGAGCCACCGAAACAAAUGGAUUGUCUAUGCCGUCGCGAGCGGCGCUUGCGCUGCGCUGAACGGAGUCAUGGCCAAGUUAACUACCACCGAACUCACUUCGAGCUUCUCACAAAGUAUAGCACGAGUGCUUGGCAUGUCCGCAAUUGAAGGCACAGUUGAAGCUGUUGUACGAGCGGGGUUCUUUGGUCUGAAUCUGCUCUUUAACGGUGUUAUGUGGACACUCUUCACCCAGGCACUUGCCAAAGGAAAUUCAACGACCCAGGUGUCCAUCAUGAACACCUCCUCCAACUUUGUUUUGACUGCAUUGCUGGGUUUGGUCAUCUUUUCCGAAUCGCUCCCGCCUCUCUGGUGGCUUGGCGCUUCAAUGCUGGUUGCUGGCAAUGUCAUCAUUGGACGCAAGGACGAGAGUUGCCCGACUGAAGCUGCGGCGUCAAGUGCCGGGUCUGGGUACGAAGCAGUCCCGCAGGCCGACGGGGUGCUUCCAGCGGAGGAUAAAGACGACGAAGACAUCCCAGAGCUUGGUAACCUUAGCCCGAGAGAAGAAGCUAGGUAGGACGCCUUGGACACGAGUUGUCUAUUGGAAGGGGAAGAGGCUACAGUGUUAAUCUCUUAGCCCAAAGCAUUAAUGCCAUAAAAAAGCGACUGUUCAAAAGAUGUAGACUAAGACUUCAUAUAUUUAUAUAUUGUGAAACCCAAUCCGAACUCCGCCGCAUCUUCCAC